Sphaerodactylus townsendi is the source of this 4509-nucleotide messenger RNA. RefSeq names its product glyoxylate reductase 1 homolog (gene GLYR1). NCBI's taxonomy places the organism in Eukaryota, Metazoa, Chordata, Lepidosauria, Squamata, Sphaerodactylidae. The transcript has 17 exons. Gene Ontology annotation, molecular function: NAD binding; oxidoreductase activity, acting on the CH-OH group of donors, NAD or NADP as acceptor; NADP binding. The record is from RefSeq and is a predicted model, not a curated record. Bases 205 to 1953 code for a protein of 582 amino acids.
CCCCCCCCCCCCCCGCCGUUCCCUCCUUUCUGUUGCUGAGGCAUUGUCAGGGGGGCGCGAGCAGGAGUCUCGGCAGCCCUCCCGGCAGCCUUUGCGCUGGAGGAGGAAGUCGCCACAGCGGAAGGAGGAGGAGGAGGAGGAGCGGCUGAGGGGAGAGAAGGGGGGAGGGGCGACGACGGCGACGGUGCCGGCUGGCUCAGGAAGAUGGCGGCGGCGGCUACGGCGGCGGUUGCUGCUGCUCCUCCUCCUCCGGUCCCUGUGAACCUGCGGCUUGGCGAUCUGGUGUGGGGGAAGCUGGGAAGAUAUCCUCCUUGGCCAGGAAAGAUUGUUAAUCCACCUAAAGACCUAAAGAAGCCCCGUGGGAAGAAGUGCUUCUUUGUCAAGUUUUUUGGGACUGAAGAUCAUGCUUGGAUUAAGGUGGAGCAGCUGAAGCCGUACCAUGCCCACAAAGAAGAGAUGAUCAAAAUCAACAAAGGCAAGAGGUUCCAGCAGGCUGUGGACGCCGUGGAAGAAUUCCUCAAGAAAGCCAAAGGCAAGGAUCAGGCAUCUCACAGUUCUGCCGAAGAGAAGAACCGGCGGAACUCCAGCGAAGAAAGGGGCAAAUCGUCAGGAGAAGAGAAGCGCAAAGCCGGACAGUCAGAGGGGAAGCCGAAAAAGAGGGUCUCUUCAGUCUCCUCAGAGCGAGGCUCCAAGUCCCCGCUGAAGAGAACGUACGAGCAGAGUCCCCGGAAACGAGGGCGCCCCCCCAAAGAUGAGAAGGAUCUGACCAUCCCGGAAUCGAGCACUGUGAAAAGAAUGAUGACGGGGACCGUGGCGGGCUUCAAGUGGCCACCCAGUGUAAGCGAGCCGGUGAAAGAGGGCGAUCCACAUUUCCAUCACUUCCUGCUCAGCCAGACGGAAAAGCCGACCGUUUGCUAUCAAGCCAUCACGAAGAAACUGAAGGUGUGUGAAGAGGAGACCGGAUCUACAUCCAUACAGGCGGCAGACAGCACAGCUAUCAACGGCAGCAUCACACCUACAGAUAAGAAGUUGGAUAAGGAAUUUGACCCAUUAGCGGAGGCUUUCCCUGACCCCCAGCCCGGAGAGGCCACUAACAGGAUAGGGUUCCUGGGCCUGGGAUUGAUGGGCAGCGGCAUCGUCUCCAACCUGCUGAAAAUGGGGCACACUGUCACCGUCUGGAACCGGACUGCAGAGAAGUGUGAUUUGUUCAUCCAGGAGGGGGCCCGCUUGGGAAGAACCCCCGCCGAAGUGGUCUCAACCUGUGACAUCACUUUCGCCUGCGUCUCUGACCCCAAGGCGGCCAAGGAUCUGGUGCUUGGUCCUAGCGGGGUGCUCCAGGGGAUACGCCCGGGGAAGUGCUACGUGGACAUGUCCACCGUGGAUGCAGACACAGUUACGGAGCUGGCCCAGGUGAUUGUAUCCAGGGGUGGCCGCUUCCUGGAGGCACCUGUCUCAGGGAAUCAACAGCUAUCGAAUGACGGGAUGCUGGUGAUCUUAGCUGCUGGGGAUAGAGGCUUGUAUGAAGACUGCAGUAGCUGUUUCCAGGCCAUGGGGAAGACCUCAUUUUUCCUAGGGGAAGUGGGCAACGCCGCCAAGAUGAUGCUGAUCGUGAACAUGGUCCAAGGGAGCUUCAUGGCCACCAUCGCAGAAGGCCUGACUCUAGCCCAAGUGACCGGCCAGUCCCAGCAGACCCUUCUGGAUAUCCUGAACCAAGGGCAGCUCGCCAGCAUCUUCUUGGACCAGAAGUGCCAAAACAUCCUGCAAGGAAACUUUAAACCAGAUUUCUACCUGAAGUACAUCCAGAAGGAUCUCCGAUUAGCCAUUGCACUAGGCGACUCCGUCAACCACCCAACUCCCAUGGCAGCUGCCGCAAAUGAGGUCUACAAAAGGGCGAAAGCAUUGGACCAAUCAGACAACGAUAUGUCCGCUGUGUACAGGGCCUACAUCCACUAGGGCUAUUCCGUUCUUAUUGUUAAUAUCCUGAUUAUUAAUUAUGAUGAUGAAUACUGGGUUUUUAACUCUGGACCAGUCCAUCUCUGUCUCUCUCUCUCUCUCUUCUCCCACCCCCUCCAUCUUCUUCUUCUUUUUUUGUAAAAUGCAACAACAAAACCCUCUUUGGAAUCUGCCGCCAGAGCAGGCGCCCCAGCCAGGCUCCCUGUGCCGGCGGAAGGAAGAAUCGGAGGCGAGGGCGGAUGCAGGUGUUGCCAUCUUGAUGGCGAAUCUGUUCCCCUCCGCUGAGAGUUCACAGAAUGGAAUUGGCAAGCCGUUUUAUCCCCGAAUCCCCAGACGUCGGACUCUUGUAGGAAUAUCUGCUGCUUGGUUUCUUUUCGCUACUUGGUUGUAUGAGUGUCCCGAGUUUUAACUGCUAGUUCACCUUUUUUUGCCGUGGGUAAGGUGAACGCUUGAGCGGCAGAGGUUCCACCCGCCUGCAAAUGUCGAAGUGACUCUAGGCAUUCCUUGGGAUGGGAACCUGUUUCCUGUGUGACUGUUUCUUCCCUGGAGGAAUGGUUUGGACAAGAGAGCAGUGGCCCUAGAUUCAGUGUAGUGUUUCGAGAGCUGCCCCCCCCCCCCCCCCCAACAUCCCAAAGGAAAUAUUUCUCACAAGAAUGGCAGAAUUAGAUCUUUGGCUUCCCCAACCAGCACAGCCUGGUUUUUAAAGAAGACGGUCCCCUAACAGCAUAGCUUGCGUGCCCAGAAUGCAUUGGCUGACACGGAUUCCCAAAAGGUCGAUCUGCUCCGAAGAGCAUUUGUAAAACAGUCUUGCUUUUUAAAAAACGAUUCAGGCAGUGAAAUCUUGUGUGUGUGUUAGAAGCGGGAAGGAGUCAAUUUUCGCAACCUUUUGAGACCCGUGCUGUAUCUCCCUGUGUUACCCGCAGCCUUCUUGGAGCAAAUGUCACGAGCAAGGAGGUGUGAACUGAGGCUUGGUUUGAGGAAGCUGUGCGAUCCAGCAGGCAUCUCCGCUUCCAAGUUUUCCCACUGCUGAAAUUGGAAGCAAUAUGUCUAUAUAGCAACCAUUCUCAAGUGAGCGACCUACCACGCGAUAUGGCAACUUUCAUUGACGUGGUCUGGUCUCAGAGGCAGCCUGUUACUUUGUCGGUUCCGGAGAAAAAGGAAAUUGGCAGCCCAGAUGACCAGUUUGAAAAGUCCAGCUCAUGAUAGGGGGCAGAAGACUUUUUACGCCAAACAGAAUUUAACCCACGUCCUGCCCUGGCGGAACGGCUGCCCGAUGGAAGGCCUCUCACUGUGCUUGUACCAUGGUUGCUUUUUAACUCUCAAAAGGGAAAUAUGAAGAAAUGUAUCCCGAGUAGAGGAAACAGGGAUGCUGUUUCAAACUCCGAAGUCUUUUUCAAAAGAAAAAAAAAUCUUCCCAUCAGUAUUAAUUACCUCUCCUUCCUCCUCUGGGCUUUUUCAUCUUUUUGGAAUUUUCCUGCAGCCACCCAUCAGGAAAAAGAAGCAAACAAUAAAUUAUCCAGCCCUCUGGAGACCUUCUCCAUUUCCCGGGCUGACAGUUAGCCAAAGGUUCCGUCUCAUUGUGUGCAGUGCGCGCGCGAUACAGCCGCACCAGAAUGGAGCUGUGCUUCUGCAGGGGUUUUUGUCAAGACAGCUGAGAAGCAAGCGAUCUUUACUUUAGGGAUCUGUUACAGUCCUGGUGGCUGGUGAUCUAACAGCGAGUGGAUUUUUGUGACGGUUGGGUGAAUUUUUUUCCCCUGAAGAAGACAAAUAAGGAAUUUGCUCCUUCCUUGAACAUGAGGAAUAAAGAUUCACAUCAAGCACAAGGCAAGGCUGAGAAGGGAGGACAGCACGGGCUCUAAGAUAGUAUUCUGCUAAGCGCUGGGUUGAAAUGAUGCUCAGUUCACCAUUUGCAUCUGAGCCCCCAUGACAACUGAAAGGCUAGCAGGCACGGGGUGGCACAAAUGUAGGCCAGACAUAGGGUCUGAAUUAUGGGCUCAUGCCGUAGCACACCUGUUAAGUUUUCCAGGUGGCCUGGGGCUCAUGCCAUUUCAAAAGGAAGUCAGUGGGGUUCAGAAUUCACAAGCCUGGGUCUCUUCGGAUCCCGUUAGAUGGUUCAGGGCGGAAGGAAGGGGACAAUUGUGGGUUGCAAGAAAACACAACGGAACUGGCUUUAGUCGUCUUAAUAUUGUUGACCAUAUUGUAAAGUUCCUUUUUUUAAAAUGAAGAUUUCCGUUUUAGCAAAUGCUCUUGGGGGAGGGGAUUCCCUUCCAUUUUUAAAAGAGGGAAAAAAGUGACACUUGUGAAAAGCUUGUAAAAAAAAGCAGUUUUCUUUUUAAAUUCCCCCGUCCUCCUCCCCUCUUUCAAUCACAGAUCUAUAGGUAAUUAAGGUUGUGAAUUUUUUUAAAUGUUUUGCCUUGUUUUUAAUUAACGUUUGUCAUUCAAAAUAGGAUGUGUGGUGAUGAUUAAAUGGCAAAACCUGACGAAACGAAUUUUUUUCCUUGUGCAAUUAACAAAGCUACUGGCUUAAAGAAAAUAAAACCUUUCUUGGUAACACAA